Sclerotinia borealis F-4128 is the source of this 1899-nucleotide messenger RNA. Lineage: Eukaryota; Fungi; Ascomycota; Leotiomycetes; Helotiales; Sclerotiniaceae. The record is from the annotation of a GenBank genome assembly.
AUGGCUUUAAGAACUGCAAUUGCUGUGGAAGCUAGGUUCUCGGCAAUGAGACGCACUGGUGAACUCAUAACAGCAGAUGCUCUAAGUUAUGGAUCAAUGAAAGGCAUCAAUGGGAAUGAUCAGUGUUUUUCCUACAAAUUGGCUUCUAGCCACGCCUAUAGCUCCAUGCAAGCUCCAGCAGUAUCAAAAGCCCACCAUUCAGAACAUUAUCGCAUCAAACACCUUCUGGUCAACAGAACCUCCCCUUUAUGGAUAUCCGUUUUUUGUGCGAAGCUCAAUGGGGGGAAUAAACGAGUUAUACGAACCCAUAUGGUACGGAGGAUCAGAACUGCGAUUACAGUGGCCUUGAAGAAGCAUGGUUAUGAUUUUUCUGGAAAGAGGGUAUCUGCCGGCGUAGAGAAGGUUGGUACGGAUGAGGAUCUGUUUGGCACGAUGAUAAUAUCUGCCAAGGAAGCGGCUUUGACUGCUAAGAUGGAUGUCCUAGAAAAACAAGCGGAGGUGGCUGUGGGCACGAUGUUACGGAUGUCGGGACAGAAGUCUAAAAUGAAUUUACAUCAGAAUUUCCAACGACCGGGCAAGGGAUCAAAUGAAAUAAGAAGAACCCAUGUGGGAAAUAAGAUGAGGGGAAGUGAGGAGGGUAUUCGCAAUCGCGAAGCUGUCGCAACCUCGCAACCUCGCAACCUCACAACAUCGCAACGCCUUUUACCAAUGUUAAUCUCACUCACCGUGGGUAAAGUCGAUGCCGGAGUGGCCGUCUUAUUGACUCAAGAUAAACGACUCAUUGAAUUCCCAUCUAUUCUCCUCCCACCCAAUAUCUCCUCCGGUAGUAUCGUCGACAUCACCGUUGCACGAAACCUCGUCUCGGAAGAAAAAUCUCAAAAGUCAUUCGUCGCUCUCCAAGAUUCUAUCUUCAAUUCAUUUGGUGCAUCAGAACCCUCUGCACCGGUCCUUCGUUGUCGCAAUGCUACUCAGACUUCCGUCGUUCUAGAGUGGGAUCCUAUUGAUCUGGCAACCGCAGAUGUCAUCUCUCUCUCACUCUUCCGCAAUGGACAAAAAGCUGGCAAUAUACCAAGGCCGAGUCAGAUGCUGAGUACGAAAAUUAGUGGUUUGGCGGUUGAUACGGAAUACACGUUUCAUUUGGUACUUAGAACGAGUGCGGGGACUUUUAGUAGUGAGAAGGUGGUUGUGAAGACGCAUAAAAUGACGGAUUUGAGUGGUAUUACGAUUACGCCUGGUAUUCUACCUGCUGCAUUGAGGGAAAGUCUUGUCACAGCGGUUGAGAGAAUUGGGGCAAAGAUGGCAGAUAGUGUGAGAAUCGACACCACACACUUCGUGACAACAGAAGGAAGAGGCAUAGCUUGGGAGAAAGCAGUUGAGAUGAAUAUUCCAGUCGUAAGGCCGGAAUGGGUUGAGGGCUGUGAGAGAGGUGGAAGAAUUGUGGGUGUUAGGCAGUAUUAUCUUGAUGCGGACCCAAAACAAAGACAAGUGGUUUCGAAUGCAACUUCACCUCAGCCAGCACAGGCUGAACCACCAAAAGAACAAAUAACAACUCCACCUACCUCACCACCGUCAACAAACGGCACGAAUGGUCGAACUGCCCCUCCUACUCCACCCGCGAAAGACAUACCCAAGCCACACAAGGAAGAGAGAGAAAAGGGGCAAGAAGAAGAAGACUCCAGUAGCGACUCGGGAGGGGGGGGAGAAAAGGAAGAGACAGAAAAGACAGUAGUACCCGAAGAGCAGAAGUCCCGAGCUUCGGAUGUAGAACAACAGAAACUUGCACUUCGACCCGCAGCCGCAUUCGGGAUAUCUGCAGAUGACUUGACCAAGUCAGGCGAAGAGAAUGCAUCCGGGAACCAGACACCAGGAAAUGCUAGCUUCCAAGACGUCGCUCUGUGA